This is a messenger RNA of Acanthisitta chloris (rifleman), 309 nucleotides long. It is a transcript of the gene SNCA, whose product is annotated as synuclein, alpha (non A4 component of amyloid precursor). NCBI's taxonomy places the organism in Eukaryota, Metazoa, Chordata, Aves, Passeriformes, Acanthisittidae. Gene Ontology annotation, molecular function: cuprous ion binding. The transcript is spliced from 3 exons. Gene Ontology annotation, biological process: synapse organization; synaptic vesicle endocytosis; chemical synaptic transmission. Gene Ontology annotation, cellular component: neuronal cell body; axon terminus; cytoplasm. The annotation marks the transcript as partial. The record is from RefSeq and is a predicted model, not a curated record.
AUGGAUGUGUUCAUGAAAGGGCUUUCCAAGGCAAAGGAGGGAGUCGUAGCAGCAGCAGAAAAAACCAAACAGGGUGUGGCAGAGGCAGCGGGAAAGACGAAAGAGGGAGUCCUCUAUGUGGGUUCCAGGACCAAGGAAGGAGUUGUUCAUGGUGUCACAACAGUGGCUGAGAAAACUAAAGAGCAAGUGUCUAAUGUUGGGGGAGCUGUGGUGACAGGAGUGACAGCAGUGGCCCAGAGGACAGUGGAAGGAGCAGGGAACAUCGCUGCAGCCACUGGCUUGGUGAAGAAAGAUCAAUUGGCCAAACAG